This is a messenger RNA of Labrus bergylta (ballan wrasse), 2792 nucleotides long. RefSeq names its product peroxisomal N(1)-acetyl-spermine/spermidine oxidase. Lineage: Eukaryota; Metazoa; Chordata; Actinopteri; Labriformes; Labridae. The record is from RefSeq and is a predicted model, not a curated record. Gene Ontology annotation, molecular function: polyamine oxidase activity.
UUGCAGGAUGUGCAAUAUGCUGUUUAAAGAGAUUUACAAAAGCCGAAUGCAUCGAAAUGUUUUCAAGUCUUUCGUAAUGUUGUUCUUCUGAUAAAUAGCUGCUGUCUGCACCGCCGCACCCAAAAAAAAAAAAAUACGGCCGAGUCGUGGAGGCAGGCCACAUUUCCUAUCAGUGUUGAUAUGUUUAGGUGUGUGUUAUUCUGAUAUGAAAGCACACAGGGAGUGGACCAGAGAACACACAGUUAUGCGUUACGUAACCAUUAUGUAAACCCGGUGUUGGUGACCUGUGGGUGUGUCGCGUAAAAGUCGGACAGUUGUUUUUGUUGCGUGUUUACGCGAGCAUGGCUGUGAGAGGGGACGUUCAGAUAGUCAUUAUAGGCAGUGGGAUAUCAGGUAUAUCUGCGGCAUGCAAACUCGUUAACGCAGGUUUUCAAAAUGUACGAAUACUGGAAGCGACGUCCAGAAGCGGAGGACGAAUUAAAACAGCCAAACUGGGUAAUAACAUUGCGGAAAUAGGUGCAAGUUAUAUCCAUGGUCCGUCGGAGGAAAACCCUUUAUUUGGUCUGGCUCAGGAUUAUGGCCUCCUGGAUCCAGAAGCUGCGAGUCCAGAAAACCAGGCUAUGGACAUCGAUGAACGUCCUCCCUGGGUCCCUAACUUUUUCAGCAGUUCAGGUCAGAGGUUAAACGCUGAAGAAAUGAAUCCUGCUUUGGAGUUAUACAACGAGCUGAUGGAUGACACGGUGCCGCUUGGGAAUGUAAAGGAAAGUCCGUGGCCCAGCGUCGGACAUUUCCUUCGAUCGGAGGCACGCAAACGAGCAGCAGAGAGGUGGAGAGAUAAAGAUAUAACCACCCAGGAGCAGCUGCUGUGUGCCGUCAGCGCCAUGUUGAAAGGGGAGUGCUGUGCCAGUGCGACUCACACCAUGGAAAACAUUGACCUGAUGGGAUUUUGUAUGUACAAGAGUCUACCUGGACUGGACUGCACAUUCCCAGGUGGUUUUGAAGGCCUGGUCAAGAACUUGAUGUUGGAGCUCCCUGCAGAUUUGGUCUCAUACAAUCGUCCCGUCCGCUGUGUCCACUGGAACAACACACAGAGCAGAGUGAAAGCUGUGACGGUCGAGUGUGAUGACGGGGAGAGGAUCGCUGCUGAUCACGUUAUCGUCACAGUGCCUCUAGGAUACCUGAAGAAGAAUCACUCAACAAUGUUCAGUCCUCCUCUCCCGGCACACAAGCUGAACUCUGUCCACAAACUAGGAUUUGGAACGUGCAACAAAGUAUUUGUAGAGUUUGAAUCUCCGUGGUGGGACGAUGGCUGUGAAAUUAUCUACCUGGUGUGGAACGAUGAGAAGGACAUUGUGGACCAGGUGUCAGACAUAAAAAAAUCGUGGAUAAGAAAGAUGUCAACGUUCACUGUGCUCAAAGGCUCUGAUGGCCAUGUUCUGUGUGGCUGGAUCGCUGGGCAUGAGGCGGAGCACAUGGAGACGCUCACUGAGCAGCAGCUCAAACACUCCGUCACAGGGCUUUUCCGCACAUUCACAGGAGACUCGUCUAUAACACCAAAGAGAAUCCUGCGCACACAGUGGUUCAGUGACCCCUGGACCUGCGGAUCCUACUGCUACCCAGCGAUAGGCUGUUCAGCUAAGGACCUGGAGAAUAUGAUGGAGCCUCUGCCUACGAGUGAAUCACAGUCACAGGCCUUGCAGGUGUUGUUUGCAGGAGAGGCGACUCAUCCUUUCUUCUACUCCACCGUUCACGGAGCUCUCCUCACCGGCCGACGGGAGGCAGAUCGACUCAUCAAUCACUACUCCUCCUUCAGUUCACGAAGACAACCAUAUAGCGAAAGGACAAACAAAAGGACAUAAACACUUUUCCAUUUCAUAGAAUCGUCUUAGAAAAUAGCACACAAUGUACUUUGCAAUUCUUUUUUACUUUUUUAAAUCAACAGUCUUUUUUUGUUGAUCCUCUUUUUUUGUUUUCUCAUUUUUCUUUCAAUCUUAAACUUCUCUGAUGAAAAUAACGAUAAGAAGGAGGACAGAAAAAAGAAGCUGACACAAUUUAAUUUUUCCUGUUUGUCUAUGAUUGUAAAAGAACCACAAAUGAUUUCUAACCACUGUUUCAAAAACACAAACACUAUUUGAAUGACUUUAUUGUAUUCUCCUCUGGGAUUAUUUGUGGAAAAAUACUUGAAAACAUACCUCACUCAAAAAGUUCUACAUAUCAAAUCAUCACAAAGUUAAAGCUUAAAGCUCAUGUGAGGUGUUUGUGUCCAUUUUGGCGACCCCAUGUGGACAAAGGCGUACCUUGAUCUCUUUGAAAGAUUAUCAGGGAACGUACAUUUCAUUGUGAAUCUUUGCCCUGAAAAUUGAAAGGAAAUAAGGCUGUUUUAGCAGGUUGUCGUUAAUCGACUCAUCUGACGCAUAACCUGCGGCACUGUCACAAGCAUUAAACAUAACUAAAUAGAAAUAAUCUUGUGGCUGAUGCCCUUGUUUGCUUUUUUUAUGUCAUAGAGGCAUCAGUAUUCAUUUCAGUCUUUUUACAUAACCAGCUAAAAAUCCCUCAGGAGCUUUAAGGGUCUUGGUGAAAAUGUUCAGUUUGCAUCUUGAAUUGAAUAAAGUGAGUAACAUGAAUAAUCACUGACAUGGUUUGAAAAGGAACAUUUCUAAAUAUUGCCUUACCUCUGUCUUUGUUUGAAUUAAAACUAAGCUUGUUUUAGACUUACGGGAUUUGUUAAAGUAAUGACCUAACUUGAUUUAUGGGCCCCUACACUUAAUAAAGAGAACAAUACAUAACUGUAA